This is a messenger RNA of Paramecium pentaurelia, 1434 nucleotides long. Lineage: Eukaryota; Ciliophora; Oligohymenophorea; Peniculida; Parameciidae. The record is from the annotation of a GenBank genome assembly.
AUGUAAAAGAUUGUUGGAAAAUAUUCAUUCAAUAUGAAUCAUCUAAUUGGUAGAGGGGCAUAUGGAACAGUUUAUAAGGGGAUCUCAAAUGAUGGAAUGCCUGUAGCAAUCAAAGUGAUUGAUAGAAGAAUGAUUAAUCAAGUAACGUAUAUAAAAUAACAAAUUAGACUAAUACUUAACAAUUACUAAAUGAGAUUAGAUCUAUGAAGUAACUUAAUCAUAAAAAUAUUGUUAAAUUUUUAGAUUUCUAUGAAACUCAAAACAAUUUUUAUAUUAUAUCAGAAUUUUGUAAUGGUGGGGAUUUAAGAGAUAUAAUAAAAAAAGGUAAAUUAGAUUCAAAAUCUGUUAUCAAUAUCUUAAAAUAAAUCUUAAAUGGGUAUUAAGUGAAAUAUAUUUAGUUAUCAUUAACUCUAUUUAAACUCUAUAAUUCAUAGAGAUUUAAAGCCAGCCAAUAUACUUAUGCAUUAAGGAAUACCUAAAUUGGCAGAUUUUGGAUUUGCAAAGAAAAUUGAUUUCGAAAAUGAUUUAAUGACAAGUAUUGCAGGCACUCCUCUUUAUAUGGCACCAUAAGUUAUUUUAAGGUAACCAUACACCUCUAAAUGUGAUAUAUGGUCUUUAGGCAUGAUUUUAUAUGAGUUACUAUUCUAAAAGCCUCCUAUAAAUGCAGAGAAUAUAAUUCAAUUGUAAGAAAAAAUUUGUAAACCAAUUAUUGUACCUCAAUUAGAUAAUACUUAUUUAUAAUAAUUAAUUUAAGGAUGUUUGUAAAUUAAUGAAGAAAAUAGAAUAAAUUGGGAUGAAAUAUAUUAGAAUCCUCUUAUGUAAGAAUAAGAGAAUUCUAAAAGACAAUAUGCAGGAAUAUUAGUAGAAGUAGAACCAGAAUAAACUGAUUAUAGAAGAUUUUUAAUAACAAAUUAUUUGUAAAUUGAGUUUGAAGCUAAUUAAAGAAUAUAUUUGAAUUAGCUAAGUUUUGCAAGAAGUGCAUUUAAUUUUAGUUUUUUUAUCUAAAAAUUUGAAUAAUAAUUUUUAGAUUUGGGCUAAAAAUUAAGAUGUUUUUCAUUUAAUUGGUUAAUUUAGGUAGAAAACUCAAAGUUUUUGAAAGAAUAACAGAAGUUUUUGAAUGAUGAAAGAGGUUUGUUUUGUAUUACAUAAUUGAAAUAGAUGAAAUAAGCUUUUAUUGAUAAUGCACCUGAAGAUAUAUAGUCACUAACUUUCGAUAUGAUAAAAUUAAUAUAAUUACUUGAAGAACAUUUUUCGAAUUUUUCUGUUAAUUUAGGAACUUUAAAUAGACAUCAAUUAUUAGCUACAUAUAUGAUAAAAUACUUAUUUAAAACAUUAAGAACAGCUAGAUUGAAUGAAUGUUUUUAUGUAGCAGAUUUAUCAGAUAUUUAAAAAUUCUCAGAUAAAGAAAUAAUGUAAAGGAUCUUAGAACCUUGA